Messenger RNA from Contarinia nasturtii (swede midge), 2712 nucleotides. RefSeq lists its product as uncharacterized. The transcript has a single exon. The record is from RefSeq and is a predicted model, not a curated record. Lineage: Eukaryota; Metazoa; Arthropoda; Insecta; Diptera; Cecidomyiidae. Bases 1418 to 2554 code for a protein of 378 amino acids.
AUUUUGUGUCAUUAUUCGUUUGCAAAGUAAAUAUGUUUGCAAAGAAAAUUUCAAAAGUAAACAUUUGUAUCUGCGGAAGAGAAUACUGCAGUCAAAAAAUGCAGACGCAAGUACAUUAAAUCAUAAAUCUGUCAUUCGUUCGCCUGCUCUCCCGCUCUCACACACAGUGACUAGGUCACGAGCGAUUUCUACCUUCAAUUCUGUAAUAAAAUGAUAUACAUUUCGAUUGUAGUUUUUCUUGGGGUCGAAAAAAUGUGUUCAUAUGCCAAAAACCGCGCUGCAAAAAUAAUAAUAAUUUAAGAGAACAAUAAUAAAAUGUGAAAUGUCGUGUGCACAUGCAAAACCAUUCCAGAAAUUGUUGCAGAGAGGCGUGCGUGACUCUCCUAUUUACACAAUAGCUUUUUUUCGUUCGAAUGAAUAAAUCGUCGUUGGGAAUUUGUUGGAUUGAACCGAGAAUACCAAGUCAACGAUUGUUGUUUGUUUGUAUGUUUUUUUGGUGUGCUUUCUUUUCGUUUCAUGUGUGUGUAAUUUUUGGUUUCCUUGUCGCUAAAUGGCAAGGAUAAAUUGACAACGCCAACGUAGAGAAAACAACAACAAAACGAAAAAUACACACCAACUGACGCAUUGAUUUAAAAAGAAACGAAAAAUGGCCCCCAAUUUUAUGGCCUGCGACAAUUAUGUUCCGUUUGAUUUGUUGACGUCAUUCAAUUGCUCGGAAAUUGAUUAUUAUCAACGAUGGAAAAUCCAUAUGACAAAUGUUUGACAAGAUUUCCGCAAAAUAGAAUAAAUAAAAACUCAAUUGACGACAUCGUGAAAAUGAACAGUCGAAACAGAAAAAUACACCUUCUUCAAAUUAAGAUUAUAAUAGGUGAACGAAGUAUAAAGGGCAAACGAGUCAAAUUCUCCAAGCAAAUGACUCGAUUGAGUUAAACGAGUAUGAAUUGUGAAAAUUGAAUUUAUAUAUGUGAAGUGUGUGUGGUUACAUUUUCAAUGAAGACAGACAUAGAGUCAUCGUUUAAAAGCAUCAAAUAGUUUAGUUUCAACGCUUCAACGAUUCAGACGUUUCAACACAAACCAAUUCCAUUUCGCUUGAAUCAAUCUGAGAUCGAAAAUUUGGACUCAAUUUAAAGUAAACCAAUGAUAGAGAAGACAUUUUUUUUGUAGAAAUAUUUUUAAAAUUGAUUUGAAGAAAGUUUUUAUUGGAAAAAAAAUCGAAAAAUUUCUCAAGUUUUUAUGUCAAAUUUUGAAAGCGGAAAAAUGUGGCUUCCCGUUUAAAAAUCAGUGUUUAGGAAAAUGAAUUUUAACUGUAUCCAUCGCAAAUUCUUAAAAAUUCGUAAUAUUCGUACGCUGUUCGAAAUAAAAAGCCACGACUGUCAAUGUGACCUUUAAAAAGUAGCACACAUUAUUUUGCCACAAUAUGUCUUCAAUCAAAUUGGAUGGGCCGUCAAAUCAACCGAUUUGGGAAUCAUCUCGUCGUCCACUGCAUCCAAAAUGUGUGUGGAUCGAAUCAUUUGGAGCGACCGGUACAUUGAAUGGUGGUCAUCGUCAUUUCAUCUUUGAUUAUAAUUUAUCCACAACGGAUCGUUUGCGAAAUGAAACCGCUUCAUUAACGAUACAAUCGCCAUCAUCGUUGGAUAAGAUGGAAUCGUUCGAUGCAUUGGAAACGAAAAUGAUGUCGUUGAGCAUAGUCGGUUCAUCGGAUAAAAUGCAAAAUGAUCGUGUAUUCAAUUCGCUAGAGGAUCGAUCACAAAUGUCGGAUUUUUCAAGUGACAAAGAAAUUCUAACGAAUUCAUUUGAAUCGACUGACGAAGAGCCAUUGGCCGAAUCAAUGCCCAAAGAAAUGCCAUCGACGCCAAGUUUCAAACGAAUAACCAAUGAAAUCGAUUCGAAUAAAAAUCUAUUGGCUGAAAGAGUGUUGCAGUGGCUGGAUUUGGCCGCUGGACGCAAUCAUACAUCGACCAAACAAAGUGAAUACAUUGGAAAAUUGUUACAUACAUCAAAACGACGCUCUGUUACUGCAAAAGAAUCACGAAAACAAAACGAUUUGGAUUUGGACGAUGCACAAGUUGGAACCAAAAGGCGUGAAUCAAUCCGACAGUUGUCAAUGACAUUCAACGAAGAAUCGCCCAUAAAAGAAUCAUCACAAUGUCUGAAUUCCAAUAUAGUGUCAUUGAGUUUUAUCGACUUAUUCCCAACCACAUAUAAAUGUUCGAGAAAAUUUUUAUCACUUCGUCGUCCAAAAACGUUAAACGAUCGCUUGGAACCGUUGGAUUUACAAAUAUCGUUGCCAUUAAAACCGAAUGCAAAAAAAUCGACCAAACAUUUUGGUGGACGAUUCAAGACAAAACGUUUAGAAUAUUUUGAUGAUCAAUAUAGUUCGAUAAUUCAACGACAAAUUUUGGAAACGUCAUGCAAUACACAGGUGGCCAAACGGCAAUUACACAUUUUCAUGCCGAAUUUGCCGAAACGAUGUCUCGUUGUUAACGAUGGCGACAAAAUGUCGACACUGGUUUCACCGAAGUCGGGACAAGAUAGCGAAAGUUGUUACAGUUAACGACUUACAUCCACAUAACUAUAUGCCUUUUUGCAAAAAAAAAUUUUCUCUUUCUAUGCCCUCUUCAUUUUUUUAUCUUCCUUUAGGCUAACCUUUCAUAAUUCCAAUGAUAUAUUUUUUCGCAUAAGUUUCUUAAAUAAAGAUAAAUUUUGAUCUGA